Messenger RNA from Tilletiopsis washingtonensis, 861 nucleotides. Its product is annotated as DUF1769-domain-containing protein. NCBI's taxonomy places the organism in Eukaryota, Fungi, Basidiomycota, Exobasidiomycetes, Entylomatales. Bases 1 to 861 code for a protein of 286 amino acids. The record is from RefSeq and is a predicted model, not a curated record. The transcript has 7 exons.
AUGGCUCCAGACGAGGCCGCAUCACACCUGUUCCACGGCCGCAUCACCGUGCGCAUCAAGGACUUCACCGGACAGGUGCCCGAGGGCCAGGAGCGCCAGAGCGAGACAAAGUACUUUGACGCGGGUCAUGCGCACGGCUGCACGUGGAGCAUCCAGAUCCAGGGCCGCUUCCUUAAGGAGGUCAGCGCCGACGACCUGGUGUGGGGCAACCAGUUUGAGAAGCCGAUCCGCGACCGCCUGCCGUGGGGCACGUCGACGGCACUGAAGGCCAUCUCGUAUCUGGAUCCCAGCCUCAAGCAGGACAUCUAUGCCGACCGCCCUUGGGCCUUCUCGCCCCUCAUCGCCACAAUGACACGCAUCAACUACAAGCGCGUGCCGGAUGCUGCGUCGGCGUCAUCCGCCGAGGAGGCAUUCAAGAAACCAGAUUGGCCUGCGUUCCCGUCCGGCGCGGCAGGAGACGGUAGCUAUGUGCACGACGACACGUCGCCGCUGCUGCUCAAGGCCGGCACGAACGAGGUGGACCCGAAGGUGGAGCAUGCGGCAGACCUCAGCAUUGUUCGCGAGCUGCGCGGCGGUGACGACGGCAAUGCACACGCACACACCAAGCGUGUAUCAUUCUGGAAGGAGGAGCACCGGGAGCUCGUCUCGGUCGGCGGCGGCGACCUGGUGACGACGGCGUGCUUCGACCAGGGCUACCUGGACUUCAACACACUGCGACUGGAGCUGCCGUACACUGGCGGCAUGGGCUUCGACCUCAAGAAGUACUGGGACGGACAGCCUGUGCGCUUCUACUGCAAGAACAACAAAACCGACGAGGUCGCCUUUGUCGUCGAGUUCCAGAUCGAGUCGCUCGACGCCUAA